Messenger RNA from Clarias gariepinus (North African catfish), 4422 nucleotides. It is a transcript of the gene rbl2, whose product is annotated as retinoblastoma-like 2 (p130). Gene Ontology annotation, cellular component: nucleus; transcription regulator complex; chromatin. Gene Ontology annotation, molecular function: RNA polymerase II transcription regulatory region sequence-specific DNA binding. The record is from RefSeq and is a predicted model, not a curated record. NCBI's taxonomy places the organism in Eukaryota, Metazoa, Chordata, Actinopteri, Siluriformes, Clariidae. The transcript is spliced from 22 exons. Bases 212 to 3460 code for a protein of 1082 amino acids. Gene Ontology annotation, biological process: negative regulation of G1/S transition of mitotic cell cycle; cell differentiation; regulation of transcription by RNA polymerase II.
AGGGCAUUUAAAUGGCUACAGUGUGCAGAAGUGUAGCUAGUGUCUGCGGCAGAGCACUGAAACACCCCGAUUAGGGGUUAAUUCAACUUUCAGCUCUGUAAAUGACCAGAUUUGCAACCCAGCGUUAUAUUUUAUAGCUGAUCACUCGUUUUAGAUAGACAAAAAACGUUACGAUCAGGCACAACUGGCUGGUUUGAUCUUAUGCGUAAAAAUGAACGAAGAGGAAGAGGCUGUGCAGAAGGCAAGGCUGUCGUUUGAAGAUCUGUGUCGAGCUCUGAAUAUGGACGAGGAGGCAAGUAAUGGGGCAUGGAGGAGUUAUGAAAAUAUCAGCAAGAAUUACACUUUGGAGGGUAGUGACCUGCACUGGUUGGCAUGUGCCCUGUACGUGGCCUGUAGGACAUCCGUGCCCACUGUUGGUAAAGGCACAGCCGAAGGCAACUAUGUUUCUCUCACACGAAUUCUCCGCUCUUCAGGACAGAGUUUGAUAGAGUUUUUCAGCAAAAUGAAGAAAUGGCAGGACAUGGCCAACUUGUCGAAGGAAUUCCGGCAGAGCACAGAAAAGCUGGAGAGGAACUUUACUGUGACAGCUGUCAUUUUUAAGAAAUAUGUCCCCAUAUUCAAGGACAUAUUUAAACCACCAUCUGAAGAACCGCCUAGAACACACAGAAGCAGGAAACAAAAACGACAUCCCUGCACAGUUGCUGAGCUUUUCCAAUUCUGCUGGGUCCUGUUUGUGCAUGCUAAAGGAAACUUCCCUAUGAUCAGUGAUGACCUUGUGAACUCCUAUCACCUGUUACUAUGUGCACUUGACCUAGUUUUCUCCAACUCUCUGCUGUGCUCCAGCCGCAAAGAUCUCCUCAAUCCAUCUUUCAAAGGCCUUUCAGAAGACUUUAACAGUAAGGAUUAUAAACCAGGUGCUGGCCCACUCUGCUUCAUAGAGCAGUUGUGUGAGCUGCAUCAUGGUGUGGUACUCGAUGCUAAAGGGGUGAAGGAACACUUCUGGAAGCCCUUUAUCAAGAAACUAUUCGAACGCAAGAUUUUAAAGGGAAAAGAAGAGACACUGACUGGGUUCCUGGAUCCUGUUCAUUUUGGAGAUUGUCUUUCAUCUUUAAACCGGGCAUAUGAGGAGCAUGUUUUGUCAUCAGGCGCUCUAGAUGAGAGGAUAUUUCUGGGUCAAGGAGCGAGAGAGGACAUUGGUACACCAGGACCAUAUCUAUGUGAGGGGACAGAGAACCAGGACAGACCUACCAGCAUUCUGCACAAAUCUCUUCCUGCAUCAGCUCUGAAAGUGUCCACUCCACUGACAGGGAGGACGUACUUACAGGAGAGUACUUUUGGCACUCCAGUGUCCACAGCGAUGGAGGGCAUUGCACGUCUGCACAGUCUCCUGGCAGGGCUCAAACAUAGACCGAGCCUAAGACUGAAAGACAUGCUGAAGGCCUGUGCAAGAAACCCCAGUGAAGCCAUUGCAUCCAGACUGAGGGAGAUGUCCGAGACAUUCCUCCAGAGCUUUGAAGCAAAGGGAGAGGAAAACAGAGGUCUGGAAAGAGAUAUUGCAGUGAAAUACUUUUGCCUAGCCGAGGCACUGUAUUAUAAGAUACUGGAGGGCAUUAUUGACCAGGAGAAGAGGAGACUUGGUGACACUGAUCUCUCUUGUAUUCUAGAGCAGGACAUGUUCCACCGUUCUCUGAUAGCCUGUUGUCUAGAAAUUGUCAUCUUCUCCUACCACCCACCCGGCGAGUUUCAGCGAGUUCUGCAGACCUUUGAGAUUCCUCCAUAUCACUUUUAUAAAGUGAUCGAGGUGCUGGUUCGGGCAGAAGAAGGUCUUGUUAGGGAGGUGGUGAAACAUCUGAACCAUGUGGAGGAGCAGGUGCUGGAGAGCUUGGCCUGGAAAGAGAGUUCCCCACUCUGGGAGAGCAUUAAAGGUGCCAAGAACCGUGUGCCUUCCUGUCAGGAGGUAAUGCCUCCUCAGUACCUGGAGAAUGGAUCUGGCACCCUUAACAGCCCCAAAACUAAUGAGCUUGGUGGUAAUACUGCAGGAACAGGAAAAUGUAAAGGAGUGUCCUCCUCUUCAACAACUCUCCAUGAGCGCUACAGCUCACCACCCACAGGUCCAGCACGAAGACGUCUCUUUGUGGACUCAGAGAUGACCCCCGACUCUCCUGCAUCAACCCGGGUGGGCCAGCCCACACUGGUCAGCACCAUACCAGCAGGCCAAACCGUGGUCACUAUGGCAACAGCUACUGUUACUGCUAACAAUGGCCAGACCUUCACAAUGCCUGUGCAAGGAAUAGCCAACGAGAAUGGAGGCAUCACAUUUAUCCCAGUGCAGGUGAGUGUGACAGGACAGAGUGGACCAGGACUGCAGACUCUCACCGCCCAGGCUCUGACUGGCUCGCUGAACACCCAACAGCUGACGACCACCAUGCCUGCUGGCAAUGCUCACACCAGCCCUACAGCCAGCAAGCAUGCCAAGAUGAGCCCUCAGCAGGGAACACCAAACAGAGCGCAGAGAACAGGCUCCCUCUGUCUAUUCUUCCGCAAGGUGUAUCACUUGGCCAGCGUGCGUCUCCGAGACCUGUGUGUGAAGUUGGACAUCAGCACAGAUCUGCGCAGGAAGAUCUGGACCUGCUUCGAGUACUCGCUGGUGCACUGCCCCGAGCUCAUGAUAGACCGCCACCUCGACCAACUACUCAUGUGUGCCAUUUAUGUCAUGGCUAAGGUGACAAAAGAGGAUAAAUCCUUUCAGAAUAUUAUGAAGUGUUACAGAUCUCAGCCUCAGGCCAGCAGCAGUGUUUACAGGAGUGUUCUGAUAUCAGGACGAAAGAGACGCCACUCUAGCAACAAUGAAAACAACAGACAGAGCUCUCCAUCUGAGGCAGGCCAUGAACAAGCAGCAGCGAGUGGUAACAGCAGUCCCGUGUCGAUGCGCUCCAGUAGCACACUGCCUGUUCCUCAACCCAGCAGUGCUUCCUCUACACCCACCCGCACACCCGGCGCAUUGCCAGAGCAGGAUGAGGAGGAGGAGCGGGGGGACCUUAUUUGUUUCUACAACCACGUCUACAUCAAAAAGAUCAAACAGUUUGCUCUGCGUUACUCCACCAGCUCACCUAAAGCAGGGGCAGAGACGCCACCUCUGUGUCCUUAUCCUUUGCUUCGAUUCGGAUCACCACGUAGAGUUCUUCUUUCUCACAACCACUCCAUCUACAUCUCUCCCCAUAAGAGUGACAGUCCACUCACUCCUAGAGACAAAAUCUUCUACUACGUCAGCUCAAGUCCCUCAAAUCGACUGCGGGAGAUUAACAGUAUGCUCCGCACUGGAGAGACGCCCACCAAGAAGCGCAGCAUGACUCUGGAGGAGGAGCAGCAGUCUCCUGCUAAGAGGCUGUGCCAGGAGAACCACAGCGCUCUCCUACGCCGCCUGCAGGAUGUCGCCAAUGACCGCAACAAUUCCCAUUAAUGCAGACAGCACCACAAGGCUGAAAAUAAUGUAUGAAAAUACAUUUCAGGAAAUGUCCAAUGUAAGAAAGUGCACUGGAUGAGAACACAUACAGAACAGGCAGAUCCAUAUACUCCAGCACCUGAGCAGAAACAUGGAACAGACACAGACAUGUGCAAAAACUCACAUUUAACAGUAGCACCUUUUGCACUGAGACUUUUUUGGUUUUAAAAUACAGAGGGAUUAUGUUUAUUUACAGGGGUCUGUAAUAAUGCACGGAUUAACAUCUACCUUUUAUACCGUUUAUAAAGAAAACAAAUGCCAUGUGGUUAUUUAUAGUUUAAUACCUUUUGAACCAAUAUUAUAUGCUUUUAGAUACCUUUCCUGCACAUGUUAGAAAAAGGAUUAUUUACAUAAACAAUGUAUUUGUCAGCAAAUCAUGCCCUGCAUUUGGCAUUGUACUGGCUUUAAGAAAUAUUUUCAUAAAAGAAAAGUUUAUAAUGUAUAGUGACAAUAGUUCCUGAUUUCUUAAUUCAUUAAGAAAUUAUUGAGAACACUUUUAUAUGCUGAACUGUGUUUUAUUUCUUGUGUAUUUGUGAUAUAUAGCUAAUAUAUUUAUGCUAUUUUUCUAACUUUAGUUAGAGAGAUAUCAGUUAAAGACAACUGACAUGUUAAUAGUAUACACAUUUUAAAGUAAUAUUUAUUAUUAAUAUUUGUCUUGCAUGUACAUAAUAUUUGUGUAAAACAAAAUAUUAUGUUGACUUAGCAUUUCUUUUCUCGCAUUUGUUCGGUUUUGUUGUUUGCUUGUUCUCAAAUGUGGCAUCAGUAUAAUCCAUGUGUGUCAUGUUCAUGAGCAGUCCCAUUUCUAGUAAGUGCCUUUUCUAUUUUUGACUUUCAUGGACUUUGUAUGCACAGCUAACCUAGAGCUGGUGUUAGUUUGCUUACCUGUCAUUUAAAAGAAUUAAAGAAAUUGCACUGACGCA